AUGGCAGAAGUAUUCGGCACCGUCGCGAGUGCACUCGCCGUGGCGGAGCUCCUAGUCAAAAGCGUGUUCAAGAUCAAAAAGUUGUGGGACGAAGUGCAGGAUGUACCCGAGGAAAUCAACCGGCUCAUAAAAGAACUUGAGCUCCUCAGCCCGGUUAUAGGAGCGGUGGAGGCAGUAUAUGAACAGCAGAAACACCUCCCCUUAGGCAGCAUCGCAGGUCCAAUAAUAUUGGCUUGUCGCGAAGUAGUCGGGCAUUUGGAGACUCUGUCAGCCGAACUUCAAGAUCAGAUAUUCACCGCGAGAAGGCCCUUGAGAAACAUUACAAAACUCAAAGUGACCUUUAGGAAAGACUGGAUCCGAGUUCACCAGGAAAAGCUCAAGUCUAUAGUCAAGGCGUUGUCUCUUUCUCUGCAGGCACACUCAGUUUCCCAGCAGACACAUAUCAUCACCCUGUUAGAGUCUAGGCCACCGGUACAACUUACUCAAAUCGUUCAUGUUCCUCAACCAGGUCUACCUGGGGCAUCUACGGAGUCUCAUGGCACUGGCGAUAAGGGAGCGGCAAGAAAGACAUCAGACCAGGAUCUCAUGGUUCAAUAUGACCCAUCACAGCCCAAGCCCAAACCGGUCGCAUGGCAGCCAGCGUCUCUCUUCGGUAACUUUAUUUAUCAGACAUCUACUCAACCAGAACAUGCGAACACACAAAUACACCAGCUUCGAGUCCAGCUUCCAUGGUGGAUGUCAAAGAAGGCAUGGGAUUUUGAUGCCUACAGGAUUAAUACAGGUUGGACAAUGUCACUCAACCCUUGGGCCACGCGCCCAGACGACGCCCCGAUAUUUCGACUAAUAGCGGAUGGCUCGUGGACUGAAAUUUUGCAGCACAUGAAAGAGAAUCAUGCCUCUUUCUGGGAUCGCAGAGAGGACGGAAGCACACUGUUACAUGAAGCAUUACGCUGGGGCCGCGUUGAUAUAGCCGCAAACCUGGCUAGAGUGGGCCUAAGUGUCGAAGAUUUACGUAUUCGAGAGCGCGGCCCCUUGUUGGAAGCGAUGAAGCCGUGGAGAAACUUGCCAACAAACGACCCAAAGGUGAUGGAACUAUUCAGGUUCAUCGCUUCCCGCGGAUGUCUAGAUGAUGCAGUUCAGCACGCAAUGGCUCCCAGACGCAGCAUUUUUUUCAACCCGCUAGUGGACUACAUCUGGUGCAUUCCCGGUCUGUUUUCCCUCUUAGUCCAAGAAGGGCUACCGGAAGGCCACCGACUUUCACUACAGGACCGAUUUGCUUCUCUCCAAUGGAUAAUCGUCGACCCUCAAGUCCUUUCCUACGAGCUACGCUGCGGACCAGGCGUAGAUCCGGCUGCUUUUAGAGCAACGGUCAUGUCUAGAAUGAAUUGGGCUUCUCUGAUUGAGUUCGCCAUCCAAUACUUUCGUCACUCUUUCGAUGACACUUACAACGCAUAUCCCUCCGAGAAGUUUGAAAAGUUUGUGGACAAUCACAAGUUCCGGUACUGGAGAGAACUGGCACGAUGGAUCUUUACAGAUAUAACGAUCGAGCAACUUAGCCAGGAGCAUGCCGUGGGCUUCAGGGGUCUGAUUGCUACACCCCUUUUGGUGGGACUGAUGGAGUAUUAUUCCGACUACGAGUCGCCCCGAGAGAAACGUCUCAUGUUGCGUCGUAUGUCACGAGCUAUGACGAUGUGGCUUGAAGAUGUUCAAUCUUCAGGCGUAAAUUUGUUAGAAUACAGCAGGCAUGAGCUCUGGUUAUACGAGACGAAUCAUCCGCUAAAGGAUAUCCGAUGGGGAGGAAAUGGCCUGGAAGACUGGGUAGAUAUUCACCUCGCCAGCCUUCAACCCUGGGGACCCCAACUGGCGUCUUUCGGUUUUGGGCCCCGGCCAGAAGACUGGAAACUACAAUGGGAUCUUGCUGCCGAGGAAUGUGCGGGGGACUUUUGGCACCUGAUUGAUAACCCGCAUCUGCAUGUUCCUGGAGAAUGGGUGGAUGAUGAUGGAGAAAUAGCGGGAAGUGAAGCAGAGGAGGAUGAUUGGGUCAAGUAUAAGUGGAUGUGGGAUGAUGAGUAG
Colletotrichum truncatum is the source of this 2073-nucleotide messenger RNA. RefSeq lists its product as uncharacterized. Lineage: Eukaryota; Fungi; Ascomycota; Sordariomycetes; Glomerellales; Glomerellaceae. The record is from RefSeq and is a predicted model, not a curated record.